AGCAAACUGUCAACGACAACGUCAUCGUUUUUCACUGACCAGAAAUCGGAUGAUAAAAAUUUUGAACAGGAAUUUAACUAAAUUAACAAAAUCUUGUAAAUUAACCAAGUAAUUAAAUAUGAGUGAAAAAUCCACCAACCCGUAUGACAUGGACAGUCCCUGCUUUGAUCCGGAUCGCUAUCUUCAAAAGCUGCUGAAGGAAUGCUCUCUGAAACAGAUCAUGGACACGGAAUCGACGAUCGUCCGCCAGACGCAGACGCUGCACAGCGACAUGCAAACGCUGGUGUACGAAAAUUACAACAAAUUCAUCUCGGCGACGGACACGAUCCGCAAGAUGAAGACGGACUUCCGGGCGAUGGAAGGGGAGAUGAACCUGCUGAUGUCGAACAUGGCGGAAAUUACGGAGUUUAGCGAGAAGAUUACGGACACGCUGCAGGGCACGCGGAAUCAGCUGACGCGUCUUUCCGGGAAGCACCAGCUGUUGAAGAAGUUGCAGUUUCUGUCGUCGCUUCCGGCCAAGUUGAAAACGUUGAUAGAGGAGGGCAACUACCAGCAGGCCGUUCAGGAGUACGCGCACGCCCAGAAGGUGCUGCAGCAGUACGGGAAGCAACCGUCUUUUCAGGGGAUUCAGGAGGACUGUGUUCAGAUUUUGGAGGGGCUGAAGAAGCUGUUGAAGGAGGAGUUUGUAAAAACGGGGAAAACGGCUCAGUCUUUGACUGAGAUUGGGGAGUUGCUGUUACAGCUGGAUGAGAAGCCUUCGGCGUUGGCUAAGGAGAUGCUUGAGUGUGCUACGAAGAGGUUGCACGAGCAGUUGGUUAUGCUGCAGGAUCAGACCGAUCGCGAUAUGAUUGAGUUUAUUGAUUUGGGAAUUGAAGGAUUUUUGAAUGAUCUUACGUUGGUCAUUAGCUCAUACAAUGACAUGUUUCUGACGAAGCACAUUGAGCAGGAAGCGGAUGACUUUGAGCAGGUUGCCAGGGUAGAUUUGAACAACUUUGUCAAUACGAACAUCGACGAAUAUUUGGCGCUGGUUCAGGAUCGUGCCGAGGUUGAAAUUGGUCAUGGAGAUUCACAAAUCAUUUUGCGGGGACUCGAUCGAUUGCAUCGACGACUGACGGCCAUGCGAUCGCUGUGUCGAGCGCUAGACAUGUGCAAAUCCGGAAUUGACAUCAUCAUCAAUGCUGCUUACCAGUUGUGCAAAGCGCACAUGAAAUCGCUGAAAGAUCACUUUUCAGAUAAUCUCAGCUCGAUUCGACUUGCGUUGGUUUCUGCAAAGUCCGACUCUUCUCAAACUGCUCCUCAAACAAGUCUGAAGGAGCUCAUUUCCAACCUGUACGUGUCGACGAUGGAGAAGGUAAAAGGACUGCUGCAAGAUCUGCUCAUUUUUCUGCAACCAGAUUGGUCCUUCAAUUUGAAAGCCGACACGAAAGGAGCGGCUUGUAUCGAGGGAAUUCGGGAAAGUUUACUGGUUGGAUUUUUGCGCCACAUUUGCAGUACCAUGAACGGAUUCGGGAACAUCAAUUCGUCCAGUCCGCCGACACUUUUGCUGAUUCUGUCGAAAAUGUGUCUCGAAAUGGACAAGAGUGGUGUGCACCAGCUGAUCUCCCUGGUGGACGAGCUGUACGACAUCGACUCGGAAAACAGCACCACGCUGGUCCACGAGACUGAACUGUGCGCCGAGAUGCGCGACUCGGCCCAACACCUCCUCGAUUCCUACGUCCGACUGCAGGGCCUCAACCUAUCCCAAAUGCUGCGCAAAAGCGUCGAAACCCGGGACUGGCUCAACUGUCUCGAACCACGGUCCGUCCGCGCCGUCAUGAAGCGCGUCGUCGAGGAGCUGGCCACGAUCGAUAACGUGCUGGGGCAGCUGUACGACACGAACGACAUGCGGACGGCCGCCAGCAGCGAUUCCAGCCGCAAGACGCACUUUAGCUUGACCGCCUCGAAGCAGUCCCAGUACCGGUCCACGUGGUCCACGUACACGCCCUCGCAGAUGGACAACAGCUUCGUGUCGAACAUUCAUCGGCUGUUUUCGGAGAAGAUUGAGAUCUUUAGCUCGGUGGAGUUUUCCAAGGUUUCGAUCAUCACCGGGAUCAUUAAGAUUUGUUUGAAGACGCUGCUGGAGUGUGUUCGGCUGAGGACGUUCAGCAAGUACGGGCUGCAGCAGAUUCAGGUCGACGCGCACUAUCUGCAGAUGAAUUUGUGGCGGUUUGUGUCGGAUGAAAACUUGAUUCACGUGCUGUUGGAUGAAAUUCUUGGUUCGGCCGUGCUUCGAUGUUUGGAGCCGAUUCUGAUGGAGCCAAAUGCGGUUGAGAUAAUCUGUGAGCGGAACUAAAUCACUCAAAGUGAGUAUUCCAUUAUGUUUAUUUAUCAGUACUUAUUAUGCAAUAGAGGGAGACUAAACAGAAUAUAAAUAAUUUAUUAUUAAUCAAAAUGAA
Messenger RNA from Culex quinquefasciatus (southern house mosquito), 2435 nucleotides. RefSeq names its product vacuolar protein sorting-associated protein 51 homolog (gene Vps51). Lineage: Eukaryota; Metazoa; Arthropoda; Insecta; Diptera; Culicidae. Bases 119 to 2332 code for a protein of 737 amino acids. Gene Ontology annotation, biological process: retrograde transport, endosome to Golgi; endocytic recycling; Golgi organization. Gene Ontology annotation, cellular component: membrane; EARP complex; GARP complex. The record is from RefSeq and is a predicted model, not a curated record. The transcript has 4 exons.